Messenger RNA from Drosophila guanche, 1880 nucleotides. Its product is annotated as sialin. The coding region runs from base 278 to 1783 and encodes 501 amino acids. Gene Ontology annotation, molecular function: transmembrane transporter activity. Gene Ontology annotation, biological process: transmembrane transport; monoatomic anion transport. NCBI's taxonomy places the organism in Eukaryota, Metazoa, Arthropoda, Insecta, Diptera, Drosophilidae. The transcript is spliced from 5 exons. The record is from RefSeq and is a predicted model, not a curated record.
GUUUUGGUCUACAGUUUCUAGAUAUGUGCGUCGCCGUUCAAGCGCAGAGCUGGAGCUGACCGAUAAAUCGCCGGGAAGUCGUGCCAAAUUGCAAAAUAACUUUGGGCAAAGUUACAUGUUUACAUCUAGUCAGAGUGUUGGUGUCAGUGCCAGUGUCGAUGGCAGCUCAAAAUUAGUCUCUACCCCGCUCGACUCACCUGUGGAUUGUUUUUGUCUUCACCCAACGUCGUUUCAUUUGCUUUUUUUUGUGUGUUUAUGUUAGAAAAUAAUUUGUAACAUGGUCUGCAAGUCAUGGACACUGCCGCAUCGUGUAUCGGGGCAGGUCGCUCCUGCGUCGCACAGUCUGUUGGGUUCGGUUCGGUUAACUUAUGCCGUUUGCGCCUUUCUUUCCAUCUGCCUGCAUUCUGCCAUGCGCAGCAUGCUGGCCAUGGUCAUACUGCGCAUGGUCAAGCCGCGACCCGAAGACGCACUGCUGAUGGCACUGGAGCUGGACCGCAGCAAUUCGACUGCUGCGGGGCAGUGUGGCGGCUCUGUAUUUGGCCUGUCCGCAGGUGUGCAGGUCCCACAGACGGGCGACUUGUCAUGGACACGCAACCAGGAGCUUACGUUUCCCGGCGUCUUCUAUUACGGCUACGUCAUCUCUAUCCCGCUGGCUGGACACCUGUCGGACCGUUUAAGCAGCAAGCGGCUGUUCAUCUUGUCGCUGGUGUUCGAGGCUUUGGCGUACUUCCUGCUGCCAACGAUGGCGCAUCACAGCUAUGGCGCUGCAGUGGCCAGCUUGGUGGUCUCCGGCAUGUGUGCGGGUUGCGGCAAUCCGCCGCUGUAUCAGCUGUUCGUCACCUGGGCCCAUCCCACGGAGCGCACGUCGCUGCUCUCAUUCGCAUACAUCGGGCUGCUCAUGGGCUCCAUUGUGGUCUAUCCGGUGGCCAAUUAUCUCAGCGACUAUGCCUGGGAGCUGUCCUUCUAUGUGGUGGCAAGUGUGACGCUGGUCUUUGGCAUAAUCUGCCACUGGCUCAUCUACGACACGCUGGAUGAGCAUCCGCGCAUUUCGGAUGCGGAGAAGGCGUACCUACAGCGAGAGCCGUUGUCCAAGAGUCAGUUGAGUGUGCCUUGGCGGCACCUGCUUACCUCGUUGCCUGUCUAUGCCUUCAUCCUGACUCACAUUUUCCACAACUGCACGUUCCUCGUGCUCUCCGUCGUGAUGCCGCGCUUCAUGCGUGAGGCCAUGCAGUUCAAUCUCCACGAAGUGGGCCUGCUAUCGGCAGCGCCAUAUCUGGGUGGGAUGUUCUCCAAGCUGAUUUGCGUCUUCAGCUGCGGCUACGUGGAGCGGCGCGUGGGUCUCAAGCAGAGUUGGAUGCGUCGACUGCUGUAUGUUGCCUGCAGCAUUUUAACAAUGAUUUUUAUUGGCAUUAUUAUUUGCGCUGGCUGCGAGCAAAAGACACUUGUUAUGCUGAUGUACGCAUUGCUUUAUGCCACCACGGACAUGGGUUUCAGUGCCGGCUACUGGCCCACGCUCUUGUACUUCGCGCCUUCAUUUGCCGGUCUCCUAUCGGGAGUGGCCAAUUGUUUGGCUCAUCUGUCGGGAUUCCUGGCGCCACAUUUGGUGGCCACUCUGGUGCACACUGGCACCAAGGCCGAAUGGAACAUUGUGCUGCUGACACUGAUUAUUUUCAAUGGCAUGGCCAUGAUUGUGUUUGGGCUGUUCAGCAGCACGAGGCUGCAGCCUUGGGAUCCACGCAGACGCAUGGAGUCUCUAAGUGCAACUCCAGCCAACUUGCAUUAGUUAAUAAGAAUUUUGCCUAUCUUAUUUUAUUGUUGUUUUUCUCUUUUAAAGCCCGCCAAUUGUCCUAUCGAAUAAAGUAGUUUUUAGUGUUUUAUAA